AUGUGUUACAGUCCUGGUGUAAUCACUGAACAUCUUACUGAAGGAGAAUUCAUUGGAUACAAAAAGCAAUUUGGGUUUGCUGUGGUAUGUAAUACGCUGUGUUUUAGCAACGUGCCCAGGGCUCCACUAUCAGUGCAGCGCCAGUCUGGGCAGUUGGUGUUUAAUAAUGGCUGUCGGUCUGGGCAGUUGGUGUUUAAUAAUGGCUGCCGGUCUGGGCAGUUGGUGUUUAAUAAUGGCUGCCAGUCUGGGCAGUUGGUGUUUAAUAAUAGCUGUCAGUCUGGGCAGUUGGUGUUUAAUAAUGGCUGUCAGUCUGGGCAGUUGGUGUUUAAUAAUGGCUGUCAGUCUGGGCAGUUGGUGUUUAAUAAUGGCUGUCGGUCUGGGCAGUUGGUGUUUAAUAAUGGCUGUCAGUCUUGGCAGUUGGUGUUUAAUAAUGGCUGUCGGUCUGGGCAGUUGGUGUUUAAUAAUGGCUGCCGGUCUGGGCAGUUGGUGUUUAAUAAUGGCUGUCAGUCUGGGCAGUUGGUGUUUAAUAAUGGCUGUCAGUCUGGGCAGUUGGUGUUUAAUAAUGGCUGCCAGUCUGGGCAGUUGGUGUUUAAUAAUGGCUGCCAGUCUGGGCAGUUGGUGUUUAAUAAUGGCUGCCGGUCUGGGCAGUUGGUGUUUAAUAAUGGCUGUCGGUCUGGGCAGUUGGUGUUUAAUAAUGGCUGUCGGUCUGGGCAGUUGGUGUUUAAUAAUGGCUGUCGGUCUGGGCAGUUUGUGUUUAAUAAUGGCUGCCGGUCUGGGCAGUUUGUGUUUAAUAAUGGCUGUCGGUCUGGGCAGUUGGUGUUUAAUAAUGGCUGUCGGUCUGGGCAGUUGGUGUUUAAUAAUGGCUGUCGGUCUGGGCAGUUGGUGUUUAAUAAUGGCUGCCGGUCUGGGCAGUUGGUGUUUAAUAAUGGCUGCCAGUCUGGGCAGUUGGUGUUUAAUAAUGGCUGUCAGUCUGGGCAGUUGGUGUUUAAUAAUGGCUGUCAGUCUGGGCAGUUGGUGUUUAAUAAUGGCUGCCAGUCUGGGCAGUUGGUGUUUAAUAAUGGCUGCCAGUCUGGGCAGUUGGUGUUUAAUAAUGGCUGCCGGUCUGGGCAGUUGGUGUUUAAUAAUGGCUGUCGGUCUGGGCAGUUGGUGUUUAAUAAUGGCUGUCGGUCUGGGCAGUUGGUGUUUAAUAAUGGCUGUCGGUCUGGGCAGUUUGUGUUUAAUAAUGGCUGCCGGUCUGGGCAGUUUGUGUUUAAUAAUGGCUGUCGGUCUGGGCAGUUGGUGUUUAAUAAUGGCUGUCGGUCUGGGCAGUUGGUGUUUAAUAAUGGCUGUCGGUCUGGGCAGUUGGUGUUUAAUAAUGGCUGCCGGUCUGGGCAGUUGGUGUUUAAUAAUGGCUGCCAGUCUGGGCAGUUGGUGUUUAAUAAUAGCUGUCAGUCUGGGCAGUUGGUGUUUAAUAAUGGCUGUCAGUCUGGGCAGUUGGUGUUUAAUAAUGGCUGUCAGUCUGGGCAGUUGGUGUUUAAUAAUGGCUGUCGGUCUGGGCAGUUGGUGUUUAAUAAUGGCUGUCGGUCUGGGCAGUUGGUGUUUAAUAAUGGCUGUCGGUCUGGGCAGUUGGUGUUUAAUAAUGGCUGUCGGUCUGGGCAGUUGGUGUUUAAUAAUGGCUGCCGGUCUGGGCAGUUGGUGUUUAAUAAUGGCUGUCAGUCUGGGCAGUUGGUGUUUAAUAAUGGCUGUCAGUCUGGGCAGUUGGUGUUUAAUAAUGGCUGCCAGUCUGGGCAGUUGGUGUUUAAUAAUGGCUGCCAGUCUGGGCAGUUGGUGUUUAAUAAUGGCUGCCGGUCUGGGCAGUUGGUGUUUAAUAAUGGCUGUCGGUCUGGGCAGUUGGUGUUUAAUAAUGGCUGUCGGUCUGGGCAGUUGGUGUUUAAUAAUGGCUGCCGGUCUGGGCAGUUUGUGUUUUAA
Molecule: messenger RNA, 1947 nt
Organism: Pelobates fuscus (common spadefoot toad)
Lineage: Eukaryota; Metazoa; Chordata; Amphibia; Anura; Pelobatidae
Product: prion-like-(Q/N-rich) domain-bearing protein 25
Exons: 2
Coding region: 1-1947 (648 amino acids)
Source: RefSeq, a predicted model, not a curated record